This is a messenger RNA of Olea europaea var. sylvestris, 312 nucleotides long. RefSeq lists its product as uncharacterized. NCBI's taxonomy places the organism in Eukaryota, Viridiplantae, Streptophyta, Magnoliopsida, Lamiales, Oleaceae. The record is from RefSeq and is a predicted model, not a curated record. The transcript is spliced from 2 exons. Bases 1 to 312 code for a protein of 103 amino acids.
AUGCCGUUAUUAGUAUUUAAGAAGUUAGGCCUCGGGGAGGUCAAGCCAACAACAGUGACUCUACAACUAGCUGAUAGGUCCCUUACCUACCCACGAGGAAUUAUUGAAGAUGUGCCAUUUUUAACAACUAGAAGGGCAUUAAUUGAUGUACAAGGGGGACAAUUGACAUUGAGAGUGAAUGAAGAAGAGGUGAGGUUCAACAUUUACCAAGCAAUGAAGUACUCAGAUGACAAUGACACUUGCCGCAGGAUUGACUUCAUUGAUUCUGCCGUGAGAGAUGAGAAGUUAUGUAUUGAAGAUCCUCUAGAGUAA